CAAAUGCGCGAGAAGGUAUUGUUUCACUAAACACUUUAGUGCGAUUAUUUAAAAUACAGGAAGCAAGUAUGCAUCAGUAAGCAAGUACGAACUUACUACUGGGAAGUCAUUCAGGUGAAGGUACAGACUUCAUUGUUUAGGUAUAUUUGUGGUGUUGAAAGGGUUUCAGGUGUUCAAUCCUCUUAUCUUGUAUAAAAAUUAUACAUAUAUUUUCACAUUUUUGAAGCCGAACGAGCGUUUAUUUGCAAUUCCUGCAGCUCUUAGUUGCAACGCUAGAGUUCUAAAAAUAAGGAUCUUCUUGAACGUCUUUUUGUAUAUGAAAUGAAUACUGAAAAUCCAUUUGCAGCACUUAGUCCAAGUCCGGCCCCUUUUGCUGCUACUGCAGGUCAUGAAGAAGUUGAAGAAGUAGACACGUCGAGCUUUUUGUUUUCUGCCCUAAAAAUUGGCACUACUAUCUCACUUGGUCAACCAGAGGCGUCAGACCCUCCGGCCAAAUCAUAUUUGUUUGCUAUUCACAAUCCGAGUGGCCGAUUUGUAGCAGGUGUUCCCAAUGGUUUAGUACUAGGGCCCGUUUCAUUUUUACACAAGUUCCUCGAUGAGGCUCCCAUGAACGCAGGACCUCAACAACUUCCACUAUCAUCUGAAAUUGUUCAGCUUACUAUUCCAAACGCUGGUUUCUCUUUCGUGGAUUUUACUUCGAAUGGAACAUAUAUUGUGGCAUAUAGUCUUUCUUCUCAAGAACUUAUUGUCUUUAAUACGGCCUCCUGUUUACUGGGUAAUGUUAAUCCUCACUGGAAGUUACAAAUGUCAAACGUAGACCUCAUUCUUCCAAAUCCAGAAGAUGAUGAUCUCGUUGCUCUUCAUUUAAAUACGCUAGAAGUAUGUAUCUUUAGCAUUUCUCAGUCCACUGUACAUCCUCCAAUAGUCAAAGAAGCUACCACCGUAGCUUGGUCAAGGCGCGGCAAGCAAUGUGCUGCGGGAUUAACCAAUGGUUAUAUAGGUCAAUAUACCCCGGAUGGGCAAUGCAAAAAGGAAAUUGCUCCUCCUUCUGAAUUACAAGAGUAUUUUGUCCAGGAUAUCGCAUGGGUGCAAAACCGGGAGUUCAUUGUCUAUUAUAGCCCAACAUCAACCUUGACAAGUAGUGAUCCUGAACACGAAUCAGUUUGUUAUAUUAUUAGUUUGGGGCUGGAUCAAUCUGUAACUUAUAAAACUGCAACAGAUCCUACUCCUCCGUUUGGUGCCGACUAUCGUCAUGACCACCAUUAUUUCUCCUUUCUUCAGUCCUGGAGUCCAAACCUAUUUUCAUUAGCAAUUGUGUCAGCAACUUCUAGCUCGGAUAUUGGCCUCUUUGCUCAUUUGGUAGACUCAAACUCAUGGAAGAGUUUGAUUAUUUCUGAAGAAACAAAGAGAGCUUCCCUUCCGUAUUCCCAGAAAAAGGAGCAAGAUACUUCUCCUUUGGCUCUCAGUUUGGACCUUACUUCUUCUGAGAGAGUCCAGAAGCCACUAAGCCCAGCAGAGGUUCCUGCAGACUGUCCUCCUCUUCCAAUUCUUUGGAUUUAUGAUAAUGACUAUCAACUUUCUGGAUUUCGAUUCAUUUAUAUUGAUGCUAUUAUGGAAAAUUCAAUCUAUCCUGAAAUGAUCGUUGCCAGAAACAUAUCCGGUUCUGAAACUGUUCGAACCUCUAAUGACGAGAACGUAAAGUCGUCUCCUUCUUUUUCAAAUCCAGUUAAACCUGGCUCCCAAUUGUCUUUUGGUGCAUUUCAGUCUCAGAAUCCUCCUAAGACUUCAGCUUUUGGUCUGAAUCAAGGCUCUCCGUUUGAAGCAGCGAACGCAGCACCCAAAUUUGGUGAAUCGUCUUUCUCUUUUAACGCUAAUUCUAACAGUACGAACAAUAUGUUCUCUAGUAAUUCUUUUUCUGGUUUUGGGGCGAAGCCUACUUCUUCCGCUUUUUCUUCAUUUGCUAGUGCAGCAACUCCUACUAAUUUGUUUAAUGUUCCAAAAGAUAAUGAAGCAUCUUCAAUCUUUGGAAAUGCUACAGGUGCUCAAAAGCAAUCACCUAUGUUUCCUUCAGUCCCUGUUGAAAAAACAGAGCCCGAAGAUAAUAUGGAAUCGGAUGUGGAGAGUGAAAAGGUGGAGUCAUUAGCCAAUUCUGAUGCAGAUCCUACAAACAAUAAUAAACCUGGAAAAAGUAAUAUUGGCUGGGGAAGCAAUUUAUUUGAUAAUACUUCUCAGCCUUCAUUUUCAUUUGGUCUCAGUCUGGAUGACAAAACACCGAAAGAAAACUUUUCUGUGUUUGGUAAUCAAUCGAAACUCUCAACUACAUCCUCUACUCAAGCGCCCCCUAAACCUUUUUCUUUCGCGCCUACGGAUAAGUCAAUAUUUAACUCUCCAUUUAAGCCGGUCACUCCAGCGAAUAAUGAAUUAUCUAAAAAGGACCCUAUUGCUGAGGAAAGUACUAAAGGAGAAGAAAGCAGAAAGAAUGCUGGAGGUGAGGUAUUCGGACGCGAUACCUCCAAGGAUUUGUUAAAGAAAGAGGAAACAGAUAAGAAAGUUACAGAGGCUGCAGCCAAUAAAGGUACGCUACAGCCAGAUGGCAAGCCAUUUGUUGAGGAUGCCAAAAAAUCUGAGAAAGAGGAAAGAGAUAAUAAAACUACAGAGGUUAUAGCCGAUGAAGGUGUAGUACAGUCAGACGAUAAGCAAUCUGUUGAAGAUGGCAAAAAGCAUGAGAAAGAGGAAGUAAUAAAUAGACCCAUGGAUCCUUCAUUCGGUAAAGACUUACCGCAGUCAGACAAUAAGGAAUCUGUUGAAGGCGAUAAACCACAGGAGAAGGUGGAGCUUGCUGAGUUCGAAGUAGACAAGGAUUUGGGAGAUCAUGCGGAACCCGAAAAUACUGCUGAUGUCCCUAAACUCAGUUCUGAUAAUGAUCAGCAAUCUUCUUAUAUAGAAGAACUGAAUGAUGAUACUGAUGAAGUUGUUUCAGAUACAAUACCGGAGGAAAGUUCUUUUAUGACCAAGAGUAGAAAUUUAAAUACUGAAAUUGGCAAGGCGGAAAGUGUGUCCGGCGAAAAUUCCAACGAACCCGAGGGAAGUGAAGAUUGGGAAAAAGUUGAAGCUGUAGGAAACGAUUAUGACGAAGCUUCUACUAGAAAUCUCGAAGAUAACCGUGAAUAUACAUCACAGGCUCGUGCAUUUCCUGAAACGAAAUUAACAAAGGAGGCGAUAGAAAAAAAAUCGUUGGUUGAGAAGGCUACUGAUGAACGCCUGGCUAAACUCCAAGAUAAUGAGUCAAAGAACUUAGAUUAUGGAGCUAUUGACAGCCUAAGUGGCGUAAAUGAAGAAUUUAAGCAUCAAGAAACUCCCAAAACUAAGCUUAUAGAGAAAAAGCCCGUUCUUCUUCAGGCUCCUGACUUAUUAGAAGAUAUGCGGGAGGCAGUUAGUACUGAAUCCAAUCCAAUGGUUAAUGCAUUCGAAAAAGUAUAUUUACAGUUCGAGGCAGAGAUGGAUUUAGUUUCCCGGAAUAUGGAGAAGCUAAUUCAAUAUAUGAAUGACCAGUCAGAUACUGGAUAUUCCAAUGAGGUCUAUCCAAAUAUGACAUGUCUUACUGAUGAUACUCAAGUAUUGGAAGAUUUGCUUGAUAAAAUAAGUUUGUGGACUUCCGGGAAACAAGCGUAUGACAAGAAACUUGAUAAUUUGCGUGUGACGCUUGUUCGAUUAAAUGCUAAAAGAGUACAAAUUCAAAGACUCAUUUAUGCUCAUACAGAUCCCGUGUUUAUUAACCGACUCAAGUUACGACAGUUAGGUCCUGAAGCACUUCGACGACAAAAAGAGCUUCGUGUUUCUAUGGAAAGGGUUCAAAAACUUAUGACUUCUGCUGAAAAUAUGGCUUAUGAUGUACGUUUAACUGACGUUCAAAAUAGAAAACGAUUGAGCCUAGCUUCGAUAGAAGUUGCAUGCAGUCGUAUUGCUUCUAUUGUAAGUCAGCGAGAGCGAGAACUAUUUAGGCUUGAAGCUGAAGUUAAAGGAUUGUUUGUGUCAAACUGUAAAGGACCUUUUAUGAUGAAUGAUUUGAACUCCAGUUUAGCAAGUUCACUCGAGAAAGGAUCGGAUUUUUUUGUUGACCAACGCGAAGGUUCGCGGUCAUCAACUAAAUUGGAAACGCAACGUCAGGACGACUUUUGUGAUCUUAUCUUUAACAGUUUGUGUCUUUUAAAGCGUAACGAUUAAGGGGCUUUCAUGUGAAUUAUCAUGGAUCAUUAGGAGUACAUUACAUUAUGUGUAUAGGAAUUUAAAAUAGAUAUAUUGGAAUCGUUUAAUUUAUUUUUUGUAAAAAAACUAAAG
Messenger RNA from Schizosaccharomyces octosporus yFS286, 4338 nucleotides. Its product is annotated as nucleoporin Nup146. Gene Ontology annotation, molecular function: protein binding. Bases 322 to 4224 code for a protein of 1300 amino acids. The record is from RefSeq and is a predicted model, not a curated record. The transcript has 2 exons. NCBI's taxonomy places the organism in Eukaryota, Fungi, Ascomycota, Schizosaccharomycetes, Schizosaccharomycetales, Schizosaccharomycetaceae.